AUGGCGAACGGAAGGACACAUACCAAAAUCGCUGGAACUGCGGACUACGAUGACCCUGCUUUCUGGGAUACGAAGUUUGCGACCGGGCAAGAUGUGGGCGAAUGGUUGAAUCCUGGAGAAAAUAUCGUCCAGGCUGCUCUAUCCGAUCUAGAAAACCGAUCGUUUGGCCCAGAACGUUCCCCUCGCGUGUUACAUCUGGGACCCGGUAUUUCGAAACUAGGGACAAAGCUCCGCGAGGCAUUCGUGGACCGCGACUGGAAGGGCUCUGGGAUUGUGAAUGUUGACUUUUCCUCCGAAGCCAUCCGCCUUGGCCAGGAAAUCGAGAGCGAACAAGACCCGUCACAUGCAAUGCACUGGCUACGUGCUGACCUUCGUGCCUGGAACGAUAUGUCGAGCUUGGCCCCAUUUGCCCCUUUUGAUAUAAUUCUCGAUAAAAGCACGAGCGACGCCAUCGCAACCUCCCCAUCCGCACCGUUCUCGCCGACCUCUAUCUCACACGAUACCUGCCCGGUGCUGCGCGACAUUGUGGAUACCCAGGGAGAAAUUACUGUAUCCCCGGUCGAGCUGUUGGCGCUACAUCUUGUUCCAUUGACUACCGAAGGGACGAUGUGGAUUGCCCUUUCGUACUCAACUAUGCGAUUCGAUAACCUUCCACGGCUGGCAAAAUAUUGGGAUAUCGUUUCCCGUACAUCGCUCAAGGCACCUCAAGGUCAGGUUUCCUCAUUUGCGCAUACCCCUGAGGUUUUCCACUGGCUAUAUACACUACGCCGAAAAUGA
Molecule: messenger RNA, 777 nt
Organism: Aspergillus pseudonomiae
Lineage: Eukaryota; Fungi; Ascomycota; Eurotiomycetes; Eurotiales; Aspergillaceae
Exons: 2
Coding region: 1-777 (258 amino acids)
Source: RefSeq, a predicted model, not a curated record